Oryza brachyantha (malo sina) is the source of this 1749-nucleotide messenger RNA. Its product is annotated as chitinase-like protein 1. The coding region runs from base 243 to 1223 and encodes 326 amino acids. Gene Ontology annotation, biological process: carbohydrate metabolic process; chitin catabolic process; cell wall macromolecule catabolic process. Gene Ontology annotation, molecular function: chitinase activity. Lineage: Eukaryota; Viridiplantae; Streptophyta; Magnoliopsida; Poales; Poaceae. The transcript has 3 exons. The record is from RefSeq and is a predicted model, not a curated record.
CUUCCUCCGCUUGACGGCCUCCCGCCACCGACACCACCACCACCAGCGUCGCCGCGUCGGCAUCUGCAGUUGCCACUUCGCUUUCUCCCACUCCUCCUCGCUUACCUCACACUCCUCCUCCCCCCGCGCCGCGCGAUUUCCACCCCCAACCACCGCCAGAUCCAGAUCGGCGAGGGGGGGCGGAGCAAGGUGUUCGAGCUCGAGAUCGAGAUCCGGGGUAGAGCGGGUUAGGGAGGGGGAGGAUGAAGAGGAAGACGAGGAACCGGAUAAUACUGACGACGCUGCUGGUGGCGGCGGCGGCGAUACUGAUCGGCGGCACGGUGGCGCUGAUCCUGACGGCGGGGACGUGGAAGGUGAAGAUGCAGGAGUCGCGCGAGAAGGUCUGCGACAAGGGGUGGGAGUGCUCCGGGAGCAAGUACUGCUGCAACGACACCAUCACCGACUUCUUCAAGGUGUACCAGUUCGAGAACCUCUUCGCCAAGCGCAACAGCCCCGUCGCCCACGCCGUCGGCUUCUGGGACUACCAGGCUUUCAUCACCGCCGCCGCGCUCUUCGAGCCGCUCGGCUUCUGCACCACGGGCGGGAAGCAGAUGCAGAUGAUGGAGCUCUGCGCCUUCCUCGGCCACGUCGGCUCCAAGACCUCCUGUGGGUAUGGAGUGGCGACCGGCGGGCCGACGGCGUGGGGGCUCUGCUACAACCACGAGAUGAGCCCCAAGGAGGACUACUGCGACAAGACGAACCUCCAGUACCCCUGCGUCGAGGGCGCCGAGUACUACGGCCGCGGCGCCAUUCCCGUCUUCUGGAACUACAACUACGGCGCGGCCGGCGACGGGAUCCACGAGGACCUGCUGCACCACCCGGAGUACCUGGAGCAGAACGCGACGAUGGCGUUCAUGGCGGCGAUGUGGCGGUGGAUGACGCCGAUGAAGAAGAAGCAGCCGUCGGCGCACGACGUGUUCGUCGGCAACUGGAAACCCACCAAGAACGACACGCUCGCCAAGAGGCUGCCGGGGUUCGGCGCCACCAUGAACGUGCUCUACGGCGACCAGAUCUGCGGCAAGGGCUACAUCGACGACAUGAACGUCAUCAUCUCCCACUACCAGUACUACCUCGACCUCAUGGGUGUCGGCCGUGAGCACUCCGGCGACAACCGCGACUGCGCCGAGCAGGCCGCCUUCAACCCGUCCUACAAGAAGCCGGACGACCAGCAGCAACAAAGCUAGAACAGAUCAGCCCAAUGCCAUGGCCCAUCUGUAGCUGUAUAAUCUUCUUGCCACUGCAAUCACCAUCGCCAUUGCCAUUCCCAAUACCACAGUAAAGAAACCACCCCUUCUGUUGUAUACAUAUUCUUGCUAGUUGCUACUGCGAUCACCAUGGCCAUUGCCAUUGCCGAUGCGAAACCUCCCAUCUGUAGUUGUGUACAUCUUCUUGCCACUGCCAUUGCCAUUGCCUCAUGAGCUAUACAGAUUAUCCAUUUCUUCAUCAGUGUGAGCCUGGCAGGAGCUGGUUUGCUUUGGAGUCCUUCUCAAUAGCAGAUCCUGAGGAAAGAGUCAAUUGUGUGUGUGUGUGUGUGUGUAAUGCCUAUGGGAUAUGGGAAAUUUGUAGCCCUUGUGUACCAUAGAGUACAUUUUCAUUCCAUUUGAUUUUGUCACAUAUACAUGUUUAAAGAGGAGGAUUCAAAUUGAUACAUUCCAUGAUUUUGCUGAGAUUGUUGUAUAUCUGCUAUUGGAAUGUGUUCCUUUCUUUCAA